CUUAAGGGAGUUUCCGUACGUGCGGAAGACGGCUGGGCGGGACUUCCGGUAUCUUCCUCACGGCGGACAUUUUGUCGGCUGUUGGGACUAUCCUAGGAGAAGUCGGGGAGUUCUGAUUCGGUUCAGAGGUGAGUGAAGCAGGAAGGCGCGGGAAGAGACCCUGCCCCCGCUGCAAAGAGGCUGGGCAGUGGCAACGCCCGCAAAGACUCCGCCGCCACGGCCGAGCGACGGCGGUGCCCGGGUCCCGACCAGGGACUCCUUACAGCUCCGUGUGGUGCGGACUGUGAUGGCUGUGGCCGCGGUGAUGGACCUGGCGUAGGUUGCUGUGGCAGCAGAGGCAUUUAUGAUCCCUGCAUAAACUCUCUGUGAUUGCUGAGCUGUAGCAGGGGAAAGAACACUGAAUGCCUGACUGAGAGGUCAUGACUCUAGCCACAGCAGGAGAGGCUUGGACGGGCCUUGAUUGUUCGAGUGGAGUGGAGGAUGAAGAGGCACCUUCUGUGCAGAGCAUUUCUGUAGGACUGUCACAUGUUAGUACUUCCAGGGCAGGUUCAUCAACCCAGAUGGCUCACCCUUGUGACAUAUGUGGCCCCAUCUUGAAAGAUAUUUUGCACCUGGAUGAACACCAGGAAACACACCAUGGAGUGAAACCUUAUACAUGUGGGGCAUGUGGAAGACAGUUGUGGUUCAGUGCAAACUUUGACCAGCACCAGAAACAGUACAAUGUAGAGAAACCCUUAAGAGACAAAGGCAAGACUUCAUUUGUGAAAAACUGUAGAGUUUGUGAAGAACCUCACUUGUCAGAGAAGCCGUUUACAUGUGAGGAGGAACAGAAGAAGUUCCAGGCCACCUUGGGCAGUCACCAGCAAAAGGCUACCCACAGCAAGAGGAAGAAAAGGAGCACUGAGAGUGGAGAGGCCUUUCACAUUGGACAGAUGCAUUACAAAUGCAGUGAAUGUGGGAAGGCCUUCAACCGCAAAGACACACUUGUCCAGCAUCAGCGAAUCCAUACUGGAGAAAAGCCUUACGAGUGCAGUGAAUGUAGGAAAGCUUUUAGUCGAAAAGCCACACUUGUCCAGCACCAGAGAAUCCAUACUGGAGAAAGGCCUUAUGAGUGCAGUGAGUGUGGGAAAGCCUUUAGUCGCAAAGACAACCUCACUCAGCAUAAAAGAAUUCACACUGGAGAAAUGCCUUAUAAGUGUGGUGAAUGUGGAAAAUACUUCAGCCAUCACUCCAACCUAAUUGUACACCAGAGAGUUCACAAUGGAGCAAGGCCUUAUAAGUGCAACGAUUGUGGGAAAGUCUUCAGACACAAAUCCACACUUGUUCAGCAUGAGAGUAUCCAUACUGGAGAAAAUCCUUAUGUUUGUAGUGAUUGUGGGAAAUCCUUUGGCCACAAAUACACUCUCAUUAAACACCAGAGAAUUCACACUGAGGCAAGGCCUUUUGAGUGCAUUGAAUGUGGGAAAUUCUUUAGUCGAAGCUCUGACUUUAUUGCACACCAGAGAGUUCACACGGGGGAAAGGCCUUUUGUGUGCAGCAAAUGUGGGAAAGAUUUCAUCAGGACCUCCCACCUUGUUCGGCACCAAAAAGUUCACACUGGAGAAAGGCCUUAUGAGUGCAACGAAUGUGGGAAAGCCUAUAGCCUAAGCUCCCACCUCAUUCGGCACCAGAAAGUUCACACUGCAGGAAGGCUUUAGGAGUGCUUUCAACACAACAGGACUCAUAGGUAGAGGAGUUCUGUGAUUAACCUUUGAGAGAGAGACAUCGAUCAGAUGUUGAACAUCAUAUAUCUGAACAUUAACACUAGGGACAUGCCUUAUGAAUGCCAGGUACAAGGGAAGCUUUCAGGGCCUGUGUUGCACUUUCAGACCGGCUCGAGUUCCUUGCCAGAUUCGUCAGUGUCAGUGCCUGUGGCUGAAACCAUCUCAACUCUACCAGCUUAAGUUACCUUAAUAUCCUCAGGAAAGCCAGAACUUUGUACUCUCUGUCCAAUCCCUGGAGGGAAUUAUAAGGAACGUGAGUUAAAUGGGGAUCCUCAUUCCCUCCUCACUGACUGGUAAAGGUGUUGACGUGAUGCUUUUUUAGCCAAGAGGGCCUGAGCUGUGUUUUGGUAGCAGAAAAAGUUUACUUUUUUCAUGGACAUUUUUGGUCUCGUGAUACUUGUGACAGAUUUUUCUAGCCUCCAAGUCACCCAACCUGGAGAACUGCUUGUCUCAUGUCGCUUUAAUUUGUGUGAUAAUAAAGACAUUAUUUAAGCCGCCUUUAAUCUUGGAGGGUUUUUUUACUAUUUGGGGUGGUUUGAAAACAACUAGGUACCUGCCAGACUGAUGAGGUAAACAGUGUUUGUGGGGGCUUCCAACUUUGUGUCCCUCAAAUGGAACAGCAGGUUGACAGAACAGUUCUCAGUCCAGUUUUGAUAUUAAUUUCCAUUGCUGACAAAAGCUUGAGUGAAAAUUCAGGGCUUUGUGAGCCUAAUUUUGUCUAGAUUUCAGUUAUGUAAGGGCCCAGAUAUCACCUUGAGGAGGGUGCUGUUGUAACAACUUGCAGUGUGUUUGAGAGCAGCAGGGAUUGAGUGUCUUGUUUCCAGCAUAUGUUGCAUAUUCCCCAGCACUGUUGAGGGGAAGCUGUUCCUCAGGACCUGCCAAGUGCCAUAUAUCCUGAAGGCCAGAAUCUGGUACACAAAUCACUGGCUCUAAGACCUGCCAUGUUCAGGAAGGAAACAAAAUUGAUACAGAAACACUGGGUGUGAAUAAUUGGGACUGGAGACAGCGCAGCAAACAAGAGUGGAUGUGCCCAUUGUAGAAACACAUCCAUCAACAUUCUAGUCACUAUGGCUGUAUGAGAUCAGGAUGUAUGGAAAUUCGCAGGAUCUCCAGGGCUGUGUCACUCUUAGGACUAAGGUCAGUGACAGAGCAAAGAAUGUAAAAUUUUCCUCGAUUCCUUCUCUCUGGGCUGUUUACUGGAUGUCUUUGCUGCAUGGACAAGAACCCUGGCACUGAGAGUAGAGAGACUCUGGUCCAAGAAUAUAGAUUUUGUGACCAGCCGGAGUUCCUGGUGACUGACUUGGAAACAGCCUUCAUUGCUUACCAGUUUUUCUUGCUACUGAGGAAGAGGUUCUCUUCAAAGGCGUUUGGAAUGAGAUGGUAGUCACUAUAGUCAUGCAUUGCUUAACAACAAGGAAACUUGCUGAGAAAUGUGUUAGGCAGUUUUGUCAUUGUGCACACGCCAUUGAGUGUACUUAAACCUAGAUGGCAUGCUACACACCUAGGCCAUAUGGCACUCAUCUUACGGGACCACUGUUGUAUAUGGGGUCUGUUGUUGAUGGAAACAUUGUUACGUCGUGCAUGACUAUAUUGAUGCUCAAUCUUCUGGUUUUCCAAUGGAAGUGGGAAACCCAGACUUUUAGAGGAAUCAUUUCUUAUAGUUUCUUUCAAUGUAGUCAACAUGCAGUAGACAGCACAUUCUUAAAGUGUACGAUUUGGUAAGCCUUAAUAUAUGUAUAUACAUAUGAAAUCAUCAACCUAGCCAUGAUAUUGGACAUAUCCAUCACCCCCAAAGUUACCUCAUGCUCUUUCAUAAUCCCUCUCGCAACGUCCUUCCUAAUAGUUGCCCACCUAUCCCUAGGCAACCGCUGAUUUACUUUCAAUAUAAAUAAAUUUGCCUUUUCUAGAAUUUGAUUUAAGCGGAACCUUAAAAGUUUUUGUUUCCUGUCUUUUAUGUAGCAUAAUUACUUGAAAAUCAUCCGUGUUGUGUGUAUGAAUAGCUCAUUCUCUUUAUUGCAGAGUAAUCUGUAUGGAUAUACCACAAUUUAAUCUAUCUUAAUUGACAUUUGGGUUUUUUCCAGAUUCUAAAUAUUAAAAAUAAAGCUGCUGCAAAUAUU
Molecule: messenger RNA, 3880 nt
Organism: Diceros bicornis minor
Lineage: Eukaryota; Metazoa; Chordata; Mammalia; Perissodactyla; Rhinocerotidae
Gene: ZNF134
Product: zinc finger protein 134
Exons: 4
Coding region: 420-1697 (425 amino acids)
Biological process (GO): negative regulation of transcription by RNA polymerase II; regulation of immune system process; regulation of cytokine production
Cellular component (GO): nucleus
Molecular function (GO): RNA polymerase II transcription regulatory region sequence-specific DNA binding; DNA-binding transcription factor activity, RNA polymerase II-specific
Source: RefSeq, a predicted model, not a curated record